GUAAAUCUCUCUCAGACAAGGUGACUUUUAUCAAUAUAUAAUUGGCUCUAUUUACGCUCAGAUUCUAAAAAUGAUAAUUAGCAUCAAAGUAAAAUCAUGCAAAAGUACAAAUCCCUGCAAGCCCCUGCACGUCAUCUCUAGCUGACACCUUUGCUAACAGGUAUUAUGACAAUAUAAAACUUUGCACAAAACAGUUCACAGACUUGUGAAUUUAAAGACAUUUUGGCAAUUUAUUCAUUACUACAUUUAGCUAACAUUAGAAAGUUAAUGCAGAGAUUCUUAUUUUUGCCUCGAUUCAGGAGUCCUCUGUCAGAGUCUAGGUGAUGUGGGUAAUGCGGAGUCAGGCACAGGACACAGAGAUGAGUAAUAGUAGUAACUUUACUCAAAAAUAAUCUUCCAACAAGGAGAACAAAAAUCCAGAAUCACAUAAACGAGACAACUGACAACAUUAAACACGCACAAAACCAUGAUGGCUCCAGAGGGUUAAAUAGGGAAAUAAUUCAAACGUAAUGGGAACCAGGUGUGUACAAUACAGACAAAACAAAUGUAGAUCAGUGGAGGCUAGAAGGCCGGUGACGUCGACCGCCGAACGCUGCCCGAACAAGGAGAGGCACCAACUUUGGCGGAAUGGAGGAUUGGUUGAGUUCUAGUUUUUCAGUAUACGUUUUUUGAAGAUGAUUGACGUUCAACCCAUCGGGUAUCUCGUUUCACCCUUAUGUCAUGUCUUGAAAUAUGCAGACAGACAGAUUAAAGGUCAAUUUACACUUUCUAACUCCGCCCAUAACUUUUGGACUUUAUAGCAUUCCCAGAAGGCCUGGAUUAUUGAGUCAUUGUCAGUUUUACACUUAAGACAUGACUGCGGUUGUGCUGUCGAAUUUGUGAAUUUUGUAGAGUAAAUUCUAUACAUUAUACAUAAACUGGAUUAAGUGUACAUUUUCAUUUCCUGUAAUUUACCUAUCAUAUGAAUAUCCUUUUCUGUCUCAAAUAGCAUUCUCUCAAGAUUGCUCUGAUGUCCAAAAAUAUUUCAAAUACAGAUUUUGUGAUAUGAAACUUUUUAAUUAAUUGGAAAAUAGCUACAUUAGCCGGUCCAAAAUGUAUUUGGAAUUCUGUCAUGGAACUUUUUACAUUUCCUAUUACCAAGUCAUUUACCUUUAGUUUUCCAUGUGAACCAAUUUAUCAGUGAAUUCUGAAAAGCUAUUGAAGGAUUGUCCAUAAGGUUGUGUUUAUAGGGAGUGAUAUUGGUUCUUGUAGAAUAUGUUUCAUUUUCUUCCAUAUUGUUCUAGUGUUCUUAACUAUGAAGUUAAUGUUCUUUGAUUUAUCCUUUCAAAAUUGACACAUGAAAAGGUUUUGGGAAUAAGUAUGGCCAUCUUCAAUAUGUACCCAUUGUUCCUCUUUCGUUUAUUUAACUAUAUGUCGCAGGUAAAAGUCCUGGGUGGCGACUUGAUACAAUUUCAAGUCUGGAAGGUGAGAAUCUCUGGUAGUUUAACCUGUGAAACUCUGAGCUGUUGUUUUUGAGCUUAAGUGGUACCCACUCUGUCAAUUUCAGUCAGAAAAUACAAAGUAACACAAAAUACAAAGUACAUAUAAUUCUAAAGCGACAGCACUUGUCUUUUUGCUGGGGAAGUCAUAAGAAUGAAGUCAUCAUAAUGCAUUUAUUUUCCAUCAACAUUUAAUGUUAUAUUUACAAUACCCUCUCAUCCAGAGAAGUUUACAGGAGCAAUUAGGGUUAAGUGCAUUGCUCAAGGGCACAUCAACAUAUUUUUCACCUACUUGUCUCUGAGAUUCAAGCCAGUGACCUUUUGAUUCCUGGCCAAACACUCUUAACCGCUAGGCUACCAGCCGCCCUGAUAUUAUCUUGAAUGCAUCCUCCAUAUGUGCCGCUGAUCUAUCUCACUCAUUUCAAAUGGGGGAAAAUACGUUUUAGAACUUGAAAGGCCUAAUCGCUCGAGUCAUUUUAUGAUGUCAGGCUUGAGAAUCCGUUCAGACAUUUUCGCACAGUGAGGUUCUACCCAAACCAGAUCAAACCAGACACUUUUGGUUUCAAGUGGCCAAGUCACGUCAUGGACUAACUGGGAAUCAGACAUGAGAUCUAAUUGCAUCAGUGAAAAGGUUACGACUUCAGCUUUCUCCUCGUAUGUACAUCAUUCCUGUAAAACGAAAAAUGAAGGCAUGGCACGUUGCACAAUACAUAUUUGAUUUCAAACCUAGACUUUCAUAUCUCUUAUUCCUCGAGAUGGGGACAAUUUGUGUUUGUAGGACUUAUAGUAUGAAAUCUAAAUAUAUCUAAUGAAGGUAGUUCAGAAUAUACAGUAUGUGUCGCUUAGAGAAUGCUAAAGAGUUUAACAGGUUAACCUAUUUCUUAGGCUAUUUUUGCACAUUUUGAUCUUGCCUAUGGUGGCAAAAUUGCUAAGACCCGGGGCAGCAAAGCGAGCUGUGGCACAUAUACCUACAAUAAUAUUGCGGGACUGCGGUCGGGUUCGAGACCAGUUCUUGCGGUCGGGUUCGAGACCAGUUCUUGCGGUCGGGUUUGGGACCAGUUCUUGCGGCCAGGUUCUGGACAAGUUCUUGCGGUGGGUUCGAGACCAGUUCUUGCGGUGGGUUCGAGACCAGUUCUUGCAGUGGGUUCGAGACCAGUUCUUGCGGUGGGUUCGAGACCAGUUCUUGCGGUGGGUUGGAGACCAGUUCUUGCGGUGGGUUGGAGACCAGUUCUUGCGGUGGGUUGGAGAUCAGUUCUUGCGGUGGGUUAGACCAGUUCUUGCGGUGGGUUUGGGACCAGUUCUUGCGGCCAGGUUCUGGACCAGUUAUUGCGGUAGGGUUGGAGACCAGUUCUUGCGGUGGGUUGGAGACCAGUUCUUGCGGUGGGUUGGAGAUCAGUUCUUGCGGUGGGUUGGAGACCAGUUCUUGCGGUGGGUUGGAGACCAGUUCUUGCGGUGGGUUAGACCAGUUCUUGCAGUGGGUUGGAGACCAGUUCUUGCGGUGGGUGGAGACCAGUUCUUGCGGUGGGUUGGGGACCAGUUCUUGCGGUGGGUUGGAGACCAGUUCUUGCGGUGGGUUAGACCAGUUCUUGCGGUGGGUUGGAGACCAGUUCUUGCGGUGGGUUGGAGACCAGUUCUUGUGGUGGGUUGGAGACCAGUUCUUGCGGUGGGUUGGAGACCAGUUCUUGCGGUGGGUUGGAGACCAGUUCUUGCGGUGGGUUGGAGACCAGUUCUUGCGGUGGGUUAGACCAGUUCUUGCAGUGGGUUGGAGACCAGUUCUUGCGGUGGGUGGAGACCAGUUCUUGCGGUGGAUUAGACCAGUUAUUGCGGUGAAUUAGACCAGUUCUUGCAGUGGGUUGGAGACCAGUUCUUGCGGUGGAUUAGACCAGUUAUUGCGGGAGCAGGUGGGAGUCGGACAAGAAGUCAACAGGAGCAGCUGUAUUAAAAUCAGUGGGAGCUGGCUGGAGCGGGAUGAAGAAAUCAGUCCCGUGCAGACCUUUAGUCCAACACAGAUGAGCAUUGCAGAUUAUCUGACUGGCAUUUUUGGGCUGUUGUUAUCAGAAGGUUUUGCCAAAUAGAUCUGGUAAGAUCCAAGGAAAAAUGUAAUUGAAUAAAACUUCCAAGUAAAGUAUGGUGUAGAGGACUAUCCAAAUUACUGACCCACGUGUCCUGCAGGCUGCAACCCUUUCUUAAGUGUGUUAUUGUAAUGUUUUACACAUUCGAAAGUCUAUCAGUCUGUCACACAAUGUUAUGCAAAUUAGUUGCUGUAUGUGAGGCAUGCUGGGGGAGAGUUUUGGUGAGCCAUUUUGUGUGGCAGAUAAGUGCUGGGGUGCACUGUCUGUGUUCAUCCAAAUAAAUGACAACUUGAUUAUUUUAUGGGAAAUCAGUGUCCUAGACUGUUUAAUCUAGUCAACAAACUCCUUGCGAGUUUCGGUGGUCUUACAUGCUCAUUACAGUAUGUUACCAGAUGGUGGUUGAAAGGUGUGGUGAUUCAUAUUAAAGGUGACUGGAAAGCCAACCUGACCUGUUUAGAACACGCACAGUCAGUCUCUCUCUCUCUCUCUCUCUCUCUCUCUCUCUCUCUCUCUCUCUCUCUCUCUCUCUCUCUCUCUCUCUUCUCUCUCUCUCUCUCUCUCUCUCUCUCUCUCUCCAUCUAGCACUGGCACUAGCUGUUUAAGUCCAGACUUCACUUUCGCCUUGUCUGCAUCUAAACUUUCCUUUUCUGUGGAGUGUUACACCUGUUCUAACCUGCCUCAAUUACACUUUGUAGUUGAAUGGAAUUCUAAAAUAUAUUUUUUCCUCUGCACUUACAUUUUAAUGUAAUUGAAUAGACUGUCAAGUUAGAAUAAGGAUUCUUAUGAAAAUUAGAACAGUCGUCUGUUAAACACUGCCACAUCUUAGUUGUGCUUACUAUGAUGUCCUUUUAAUUCAGUGGUUUAUCCUCACGAGAGAUGUCCUUGUUUGUUUGUUUGGGGUUGGUAUGCUGCCUGUUGCUAUUGGUUGUUAUGAAUACACUGAUAAGCUGUUGUCGUAGUAUCUGAGCUACACCACACACACACACAGGGAGCCUGCCUGAGUUUGUUCCCUUGUCCUGGUAUGACCUCCGCCUUGCCGACACCACAUGGUCAUCUUUAGAGAGGAGAGAGAGAAGAGGGAGUUCUCUCUGAGAAGAGGCUGAGAAAGAGUGGGGAAAGGAAGAGAAGUUGCUGGGAGAGAGUGAAAGAGAGGCUAGAGGAUAGAAAAGGGGAGGAUCUGGGAGAGAUAUAGAUAGAAAUUACAGAGGGAACGAGAGAGAGAGAGAAAGAGGGAGAGUGAGAGAGAGAGAAGGGCUGGGUGUCUACUCGUCAGAGUCAGGGGUGUGUUUCUUCUCCACCCCAAACACACACAACUCGUGCCACUACUUCUGUAUGCCAGGGAGUAGAGAGUUACUGGAGCAGAACCACUGUGGGCUGGUGCUACACUCAUGCAGCAGUAGUCGACCACCUGACUGUGUUUUGGUGUUUCACAAUGCUGGGUUGUGUUCAUUAGGGUACGAAACAAGCCUGGAAAGUGUGGCAUGGCUUAGGGCGAAUUCUGUCAUGGUUUGUGUACAUUGAGUUAGUUGGAGAAAUCACAGCUUAGGGAAAUCACAGCCCCAAAUCACAGCUUAGAUAAUAAAAAUACUCUGCAACUCUUGUCUUGUUAUAAAACUGAUACUUUUUAUAUAUAUAUAUAUUUUUAAGAUUGACGUUUGCUCAUAGCGUUAUGACACAGAGUUCAUAAAAAGCUAGCGUAACGUGACUAUAGAGGCUAGGACAAGUGUUUGUAGUUUGAACUCUGAGGUGACUUGGAGGAAUCAUUGGAGCUAUGACUGAUGCCAGACAGACAGGAGUGUGUGCUUUGCUUUACAGUCAGGGUCCAUUAAGAUGCUAAAUAAUUAUAUCAGUGAUUUGAAUUCAGUCAUAUGUUCUUGUUGUCUCUCAUGCAAUAUCAUCUCAGAGUAAUUGUAUUUUCUGUCUAACUCUGACCCUGUUUACUUCUGUAUGAAUAGAAUACAAUAGAAAACAAUAUAAUACAUGUGUUAGGCCUAAUUUUGUGAAUCAACUUUUCCAUAAUGUUGAAUACGCCAUUAAUAAACAUAUUUUUAAAUAACAUGUUGUUUCCCACACCCAGUUUGUGAGUGGCAUUUAAAGGGUUAAUAUCUCAGACAGACACAGCUCAGUGGACACAUCUAUCUCUUCUUCCUCAGCUCAGCUCCAGUCUGGUGCGUCUACGUUGUCCAGUCCACAGUUUGUGUGUGUCCCCCGUUCGUAGGGGCUAGAGUAAAAGCCCACAUAGGAGCUCCUUUGUUUAGGAGGGACUAGGCAUGGGAGAUCAUUUACAAGCCGCUGACGCCCUCACCCCAUUGGCUGGCGGGGCUCAGUCUGUGUCUGCGAGAGGCAUGCCGUGUGUGCGUGUGUGUGUGUUUAUGUGAGUGUGUGUGUAUGUCUGUGUUCGUGUCUGCGGCAACAGCAGUUCUCUACACAGUGUCUCACAGGCAGACAGGCAGGCAGCCUCUCUCUGCUCUGGCGAUGGUAGUGGAGAGCUAGCUCGCCCUCCUCUCAGAGACGGCUGUUAUAGUAGCCUGCUAUUCUUCUAUCUAGAGCUGAGGGGAGCAAAGCAAAGCAAGAUGGCUACCGGUACCUUGUAGGAAUAUAAUACUACCCAAACUGGAGGUUCUGCCUCUGAGGACAGACAAGGUGGCGUGCAAGGACGUGGCCAAAGGAGCGUUAAAGAAACCAGUUUCCACGGUGGUUCCAGAGGGCGUCGCAAUAAAUGGCAGAAGCCCUGUCCAGAUGGUAAAGGAAACCUAUACGGCAGAGGAGGAGUGUCACAUACCUCCCACACACCCCCAGACACACCCUCGCACACACCCUCCCCACGCCCACACUCUCACCCCAAUCCUAGAUGGCCGACCAGCAGUACUUAUCAAGAGAGAGCCUGGCCUGGAGGACACCAACGAUGCACUUCUUCUGCAACACCACUACUCUUCAUCUUUUCACAAUGGUGCUGACGAAAACCUGUCUAAAACCAACGGUGCUCCAGUGUCACCAGAUUCCCAAAAGACUACAAGACAAUUAGAGUCCCAAAGGACUACAAAAACCACAUACCCCAAAGGCAGCUCUGAGCCCAAUGAUGCACUUCCGGAUGACACCAUGACCGUUCCUCUGAAGAAGAUAAAGUUGGAGGAGUCGUGGGUGUGGUCUACGGAGCAGUCCUCCACCCUACUAGGGGGCAAUGAUGACGAUGUCUAUGUGGACGCUCUGUCCACACUAGCAGCAGUUGUGUGUUUCUCUAUCACAGAUAGGAAGGGGCUGGAGGACAAGCUGUUUAGCUCCCGUUCCCCGGUGCUACAAUCGUUAAAAACAGAGCCGGAGGACUUUAAGGUAGACCUACUCCUGAGAAGCACUCCCAUCAGUCCACGGAAAGCUCUUGACAUUAUUGUCAAACGAGAACAACCCUCUCCAGAUCUCUCUCUGCCAAGCAUCCAGUCGUUGGUGCAAGAGAGGAAUAUUAGCAAUGACCAAGCUAUUGCUAUCGAGGCGCUAACCUUACUGGCAUCUAUCCCCCAAAACCCCCCAGAACCCUUUAGAAUGGACGCACAUGGUCAAAACCCCACCACAUCUUCCAUGCACUUAUCCAGUAGAAACACCUCUCUCCAGGAUGUCAAACCCCCUACAGGUUUCCUCCCCAACAAAGUUCUAGUCAUCAGCUCCCCCCUGCACCAGACCUCAGUCAUACGCUCCCCUCUGCACCAGACCUCAGUCAUCAGGUCCCCGGUGGCCAGACAGAGUCUUGUCAUCCAGUGUCAUUCCCGUAGUCCCGCAGCCACUGGCAAGCUGUCCCUACAGGACCUGCUAGAAGCCAGCUCGGACUGUGGCAGACUUCCCUACGACAGCACGGAGAGAGCAGGACAACACCUGUACAGGAGAGCAGACCAAGACCUUGGUUCUCACCAUAACAGGUCCGAAGGCACUUUCAGAGAGGGGAAAGACAUGGAGAGGAAUAGUAAGGAAACAACAGAGAGGACGGUGGGUAAGAGCGGGAGGAACAGGGAUGAGGAAGAGGUGGCGGCUCAACUGGCCGAGUUGGCAUUCAUCAUCCAAUCACGUCACAAGCAGCAGGGUUUCCAACCCUCCCAGCACUCUGAGAACAACCCUCCCAGAGGAACGCCAGUCUCGGCCAUCAAGUACAACUACAAUUCCCAGCAUGCACCACCCAACAACAAGAAAAUCCCUGUGAGGAAACCAAGUUCCACACCUUCCAAACCUAGGAAGAAGAAGGGGAUAGAAGGGGUUGAAGAGGAGGGCUACAACCCCAACAACAAGAUCCCCAUGUCCAAAAGGACACCCAACGGCAAGACCCCCAACAGAGCCAGGGUCCAGAAGGUUCUGCCCCAGCCGAAGACAUUGUCGCUCAGCCACAAGAGGAGCCUGUUCCUGCCUCAGACUCAAAUGGAUCUAAAGAGAUACCUGGCUGAGGCUCAGGAGGAACAACGGCAGCUCUUUUACUACAGCAACAGCCACAGUGGGGUCAAAUACCACAAAACCUCUGGAGCCGUCAUUCGUGGUCAAGGUUAUGGUCAUGACAACCAACAGUGGUCGCAUUUGAACGGUCACCACAAUGGUCCUCUGAACGGUCACCUGGACCCUUUACAAGGACAAGGAGUUGGACAAGGACAUGAGUGUGAAAGACGAUUGUAUUCUCAGGUAUCGCAGCCCUACGUUUGGCAGCAGCACGGUGCUAACCUAAAGGCUAGCUCCACCAACCCCAGUUUCACCAGUUUAGACUCUAACAACCACAGAACUGGGUUGAACCAUAGUUUACCCAACGGCUACUCCUCUGGGGGUCAACGGCAGGGGUAUUACAAGGUGGAGAAGUCUGGUCCGGUCACCAUCUUGUCCACGUCAACUGAUGGCGCUUUGGACCUAUCAGAGGAGUUGAUGCCAACCAAACACAACGUAAACAGCUUCCUGGAAUCGCCCCUCAUAUUUCUGGACACGCCCACUAAGAACCUGCUCAACACCCCCUCUAAGAAACUCUCUGAGAUCCCCUCCUGUGGCUGCAUGGAGCAAAUCAUAGAGAAGGAGGAGGGUCCGUACUACACUCAUCUUGGUGCUGGACCCAGUGUGUCAGCCGUCAGAGAGAUGAUGGAGAACAGGUAUGGAGAGAAAGGGAAGGCAGUAAGGCUGGAGGUGGUGGUGUACACUGGGAAAGAAGGACGCAGUUCCCAGGGUUGUCCCAUCGCCAAGUGGGUGAUCCGUCGGGGGAGUGAGGAGGAGAAGCUGCUGUGUCUGGUGAGACACCGAGCAGGGCACCGCUGUGAGAGUGCCGUGGUGGUGAUCCUCAUCCUGGCAUGGGAGGGCAUCCCCCGGGGCGUGGCAGACAGUCUGUACCAAGAACUCACUCAGACCCUCUGUAAAUACGGCUCCCCCACCAGUCGACGCUGCGCCCUCAACGAGGAUCGGACGUGUGCGUGCCAGGGUUUGGACCCAGACACUUGUGGCGCCUCGUUCUCCUUCGGCUGCUCCUGGAGUAUGUACUUCAACGGCUGCAAGUUCGCCCGCAGCAAGAUCCCCCGAAAGUACCGCCUGCUGGGAGAUAUGCCACAGGAGGAGGAGAAGCUGGAGAAUCGGCUGCAGAACCUGGCUACAGACCUGGGUCCUGUCUACCAGAGACUGGCCCCGGAGGCUUUCCAAAACCAGGUGGAUCAGGAGCAGGCGGGCCAGGACUGCAGGCUGGGUCGGAGGGCGGGCCGACCUUUCUCCGGGGUCACGGCGUGUGUGGAUUUCUGUGCCCACGCUCACAAAGACACACACAACAUGAACAAUGGCAGCACUGUGGUUUGCACUUUAACCAAGGAGGACAACCGUGCGGUGCGUAACGUCCCUGAGGACGAACAGCUCCACGUCCUGCCCCUUUAUAAGAUCUCACAGAGGGAUGAGUUUGGCAGUGCCAAUGGCCAGUGGGCCAAGAUCCAGACUGGGGCCCUGCAGGUGCUCUCAGCCUUCCCCAGAGAGGUGCGUCUGCUGGCUGAGCCGGUGAAAUCAGCCCGUAAGAGGAAGCAGGAGGCCAAGCUGAAGGCCCAGGCUGACAAACAAGCUGCAGCUCAGGACAGGAAGCCUGGACAGAGUCCACUAACCCUGGGCAAGGUCAAGACUGCAAACAAAGGUUUGAAAAGUGCUUCUUCAGCAGAUCAGUCCCCCAUGUUCAAAAAAGAGCCUCAGUCCUUCAGCUCUUACAGACCAGGAAAUGUGGGUGCGUAUGUACCAGACUCUAACUCCCCUAGCGCUUACAACCACAGCACCCCCACAUACCCCACUCCUCCUGGAAGAUCAACACCAGGGAUGGAGUCUCUUUCCCCCCAUUGCCCCGGCCUGCCUGCCCCCCAGUACAGAGGGCCACCAGGGACCCAGAGCAAUGGUUCCCCAUUCCAUUACAAGACAAUGGAAGAGGCUGUGGCUGUGAAUGGUUACUCCCCAGGACUCAGCAGAAAGCAGCUGGUGGACCCUGACACAUGUCGGACCCCCCCAGGAAUGCCCCGGAGUGGCGACUACUCCCCCAGGAUUUUUAAAACGGAGCCAAACAAGGUGCACUGCUCCCCUCUCCUCAGACCCCCUCACAGCCACAGCACUCCUCCUCCCUCCUCCUCCACCCACACCCACCCAGAGGGCCUCCACAGCAGACUCAAUGGUCUCCUCAGGGCGAAGGCAGAGCUGGGAGUCAAGGACGGGGUUAGAGGUCAUGUAGGUCAUGUUAUUCCUCACAGUGCCCCCCAUCCUCCUCAUCAGGCCCCUUCCCCUCUCUUCCCCAAACCAAAAGAGGUCAAACAGGAACAGGAAGAGGUGUGGUCGGACAGCGAGCACAACUUCCUGGACAGUGAUAUCGGCGGGGUGGCGGUGGCUCCCUCCCACGGUUCCAUCCUGAUCGAAUGCGCCCGCCGAGAGCUCCAUGCCACCACACCCAUCCUCCGGCCCGACCGCAGCCACCCCACCCGCAUCUCCCUGGUCUUCUACCAGCACAAGUCCCUCAAUGAGCCCGACCACGGCCUGCACAUGUGGGAGGCCAAGAAGGCCCGGAGGGAGCGGGAGAGAGAGGAGGAGGCUGAGAGGCUGGGGAUGGGCCUAGACCUGGAAGAGGUUAGCCCGGUCAAGGGGAAGAGGGGGAAUGGGGCCAGCAGUGAGAGUGUGGAGCCUGAGGAGGAGGUAGAGGAGGAGGGCCCGGAGGAGAAGAAGGGUGUGUUGACAGUUCCUACCCGGAAGGCGGUGACUGUCCCGCGGGAUGGGGUGGUCACUGUUUCCCCUUAUGCUCUGACACAGGUCACAGGCCCUUACAACCGCUGGACAUGAGAUGAUACUGUUAUGUACACACACAGACACA
This is a messenger RNA of Oncorhynchus tshawytscha (Chinook salmon), 10874 nucleotides long. RefSeq names its product tet methylcytosine dioxygenase 1 (gene tet1). Gene Ontology annotation, biological process: oxidative demethylation; positive regulation of transcription by RNA polymerase II. The transcript has 11 exons. Gene Ontology annotation, molecular function: DNA 5-methylcytosine dioxygenase activity; zinc ion binding; DNA binding. The coding region runs from base 6290 to 10843 and encodes 1517 amino acids. The record is from RefSeq and is a predicted model, not a curated record. NCBI's taxonomy places the organism in Eukaryota, Metazoa, Chordata, Actinopteri, Salmoniformes, Salmonidae. Gene Ontology annotation, cellular component: nucleus.